GUGCACCUCAGCUCCGAGCCGCUAACGGACGCGCACCGAUUCAAAGCUUCCAUUUGAUGGCGACGGCAAGCCGUCAGAGCUGCGGCUGAAAACUCAACUGAAGCGGAACAGCUCGGGGGGUGGGGGGCCACUAGCCAACUGGCUAUAUGUUAAACUUAAGCGAAGAUAAAGACGAGUCGGACAGGUUAGCUGGUUCAGCCAACGCGAGGCAAUAAUGUUUUCGAGAAAGAAAAAGGAACUCAUUAAAACGCCGUCAAUAUCGAAGAAGAGCCCCACAGGAAGCGUCGGACCGCACAACCCAUCACUCUCUGUUGUCCAGGAGCAGCCCCGCAAGGAUGCGGUGGACGGCUCCUCCUUCCCCGCCCAGCCCUCCUCUGGCCUCCUGGACCCUGUCUCCUCGUCCUGCCCGGGCACGCCCUCGGCUCUGCACAGCAAGAUGGUGGGGUGCCCCUCGCCCGUCGCCACCCUGAAGCGGCCCACCGCCCUGAGCCGGCACGCCAGCGCCGCCGGCUUCCCAUUCCAGACCGCCGGCACCUGGGGCUUCAACAAGGGCCACGGCAAGGCGGCGGCCACGGCCCAGAGCCCCACGCUGGAGGCGGGCGACGGCAUGGUGAUCGACGUGGAGGACAUCCCGCCGCUGCUCCGGGACGUGGCGCGCUUCGCUGAGGCCGUGGAGAAGCUGAAGGACGUGGUGCUGGGAGAAGGCAAGCAGGAGAACCGACGGCCUCUGGCCCACGAGUGCCUGGGAGAGGUGCUGCGCAUUCUGCGGCAGGUCAUCGGCACGUACCCGAUGCUCAACACCGUGGAAACCCUUACUGCCGCCGGCACGCUCAUCUCCAAGGUCAAAGGAUUCCACUAUGAGGGCCCCACUGAUUUGGACAAGAAGGAGUUUGAGAAGGCCAUUGAGACCAUAGCAGUGGCUUUCAGUAGCAAUGUGUCGGAGCUGCUGAUGGGGGAGGUGGACAGUAGCACUCUCCUGUCUCUGCUGCCCACAGAGAGAAGCAGGUCCAUGGAAAACCUGUACGGGGGCCUGCCGGGGCAGGGGACCGACGCAGCCCUGGCCAAGACUGACCUGCAGGCCUUCGUGUGGACUGCAGAGGAGGUGGAUAUUAUCCUGCAGCGUAGUGAGGGGGGUGUAGACUCCGCCCUCACCUACUCCAAGAGCAUCUCCAAGUACCUGAAGGAUGUCAUCAACUACGUGGAGAAGAGGACUGCACUCGAGAUUGAGUUCGCCAAGGGUCUGCAAAGACUCUAUCAGUCUUGUAAGCCGAACAUUAUACAGCCUCAUAUGCCCUUCUAUUCCAUCUACUCGCUCGCCCUGGAACAAGACCUGGAGCAGAGCCUUGGCGUGCAGCAGACGUGCAGCAACCUGCACGCGCAGACCUUCCUGCAGCCACUGACGCAGCGUAGGCAGGAGCACGAAAAAAGACGCAAGGACAUAAAGGACCAAUGGCACAGGGCCAAGAGGAAGCUGAUGGAGGCAGAGACGAACCUGCGCAAGGCCAAGCAGGCCUACAUGGCCCGCUACGAGGAGUACGACAAGGCCAAGACUGUGGCCAGCAAGGCAGAGGAGGAGCAGCAGGGCGGGGCAGGAGGAGGCUCCACCACCAAGGCCCUGGACAAAAAGAGACGCCUAGAAGAGGAAGCGCGCAACAAGGCUGAGGAGGCAGAGGCCACGUACCGCACCUGCGUCGCCGACGCCACCACCCAGAACCAGGAGCUGGAGGACGUGAAGGUGAACGUGCUGAGGCAGAUCCAGGAGGUGAUCAGACAGACGGACCACAUGCUGCGCUCGUGCACCAUCUCCUACUACCAGAUCAUGCACAUGCAGACAGCCGCCCUGCCCGUGCACUACCAGACCCUGUGUGAGAGCAGCAAGCUGUACGACCCAGGCCAGCAGUACGCCGCCCACGUCAAAGACCUGCAGAUGGUGGAGGAGCCCGAGGCCCAGUAUACCUUUGAGGCAUACUGCUCUGUCCAACCGGCUGUCAGGCCUCGCAAUGACAGCUUCAACACAGAGCGGCAGAGCAGCACGGAGGCCCCGCCCAGCUCUGGGGAGGCGGGGCCAGGAGACGGGGGAGCGGCUUCAAAAGACCAGCAGAGGCGGGGCCGCAGUCACCCAUCCCACAAGUCCUGGCCCUCGGCAGUGAGUGACACUGACAGCGUAGGAGGGGGGAGCGGCCUGGAGUCCCCCACCACCAGCACAGGCGACAUCUCAAAAAUGCCCCGGACGUCUUCCACGGGGACCAUGUCGUCCAAUGAGGAGCAAGACGAAAAAGAUGGUGGCGUGAGCUCAUUCGAGCGGAGCAUAAACGGGAUCGAGCCUGAGAUCGCGGUGCCCACCGGUCCGUUCCGCAACGUGGGGCUGUCCAAGGCUGCGCAGACGCACCGGCUGCGCAAGCUGCGGACGCCGGCGAAGUGUCGGGAGUGCGACAGCUACGUGUACUUCCAGGGGGCGGAGUGUGAGGAGUGUUUCCUGGCCUGUCACAAGAAGUGCCUGGAGUCCCUGGCCAUCCAAUGCGGCCACAAGAAGCUGCAGGGCCGCCUCCAACUGUUCGGCAGGGACUUCACCCAGGUGUCCCACGGCAGCGCUGAGGGCAUCCCCUUCAUCAUCAAGAAGUGCAUCGUGGAGAUAGAGAAGCGGGCGCUGAAGAUGAAGGGCAUCUACCGGGUGAACGGGGUGAAGACGCGGGUGGAGAAGUUGUGCCAGGCCUUCGAGAACGGCAAGGAGCUGGUGGAGCUCUCCCAGGCCUCACCACACGACAUCAGCAACGUGCUGAAGCUCUACCUCCGACAGCUCCCAGAGCCUAUUAUGCCCUUCCGGAUGUACAACGAACUGAUGGGCGUGGCCAAGGAGAGCCUGCAGGCAGAGUCUGGCGAGGGCGGGGAGGCUGUGAAGGGGGCGGAGCUGGUGGACAACGGCCCCGACACAGACCCUGAGGUGCUGACCCUGGUGGACAACCUGCGGGAACUGGUGAAGGACUUGCCCAAGGCCAACGUGGCCACGCUGCGCUACAUCAUAUGCCAUCUGCGCAGGAUCGCAGAGCUGGAGCAGGACAACAAGAUGAGCCCCAGUAAUUUGGGGAUAGUGUUUGGUCCCACCCUGAUGCGCCCCCGCCCCACGGGGGCCACCGUGUCCCUGUCCUCCCUGGUGGACUACCCCCACCAGGCCCGCGUCGUGGAGGCGUUCAUAGUCUUCCACCGCCAGAUCUUCCAGUCCGGCUCAAACCCCGCCUCUUCUUCCUCAGGCUCCGCCUCCCAGAGGCACAGUCAGGACUGCAGCGGGGAAGCUGGGAAGGAGGGCGGGGACGAGGCUAACGGACAAGAGGCCGAGCAGGGCGGGGCGGAGUCCGCGGAGAAGGGCAAAGAGUUCUGUGGCAAUUCCUUGGGCUCCUCGGGAUCCCAUGAGAGAUCUCUGGAUUCUGAUUCGGAGCUGGAGGAAGGGGGUGGCGGCUCCCGCAGCAAGCUCCCUCGUCUGGCCAAGCAGGAGAGCGAGACCAGCACCGAAGACGACCAGCUGAGCCCCAGAGCGAGCCUUGACCUCACGGGGCAGGCUGUUCCCCCCGCCAUACAGGAGCAGGAGCAACCCCCGGUCCCGGACAGCGAACCGCCCGACAGUGAAGAAUAGCGAAGCCCACCCCGCUGCCCCCUCAGACAGAGAGAGCCCAAGCCAGAGCUGGCCUCUGUGUGGUUGGAGCUCGACACCCAUCAACCCUAAGGCAUCAGGGCCC
Messenger RNA from Megalops cyprinoides (Indo-Pacific tarpon), 3731 nucleotides. RefSeq names its product Rho GTPase activating protein 45a (gene arhgap45a). The transcript has 23 exons. Gene Ontology annotation, cellular component: membrane. The record is from RefSeq and is a predicted model, not a curated record. Gene Ontology annotation, biological process: signal transduction; activation of GTPase activity. Bases 215 to 3628 code for a protein of 1137 amino acids. Gene Ontology annotation, molecular function: GTPase activator activity. NCBI's taxonomy places the organism in Eukaryota, Metazoa, Chordata, Actinopteri, Elopiformes, Megalopidae.